GUAGUUUGGAGCAUGCGCAGUGAGGGCGCUGGGACUGAGUGCGCAUGCGUGAGGGCUCCCAUGCCGUAGACUGGGGGCGCAGGCGCAGUGGGGCUGCUGGUUCCUCACACACUGAGAGACUGAGAGAGCGGGGAGCUUGGGAGCCUCAGUCUCCAGCGAUGGACGAGCAGGUACCGGCUCUGUGCGAGCAGCUUGUCCGGGCGGUCACUGUUAUGUUGGAGCCCGAGUCCCGUCAGGAAUAUCGCCUGGAAGCGCUCAAGUUCUGCGAGGAGUUCAAGGAGAGAAGCCCCCUCUGUGUGCCCUGUGGCCUGCAGCUGUCCAACCGGAGCCAUUCCCCCUGCGUCCGGCACUUCGGCCUGCACGUCUUGGAGCAUGUUAUAAAGUUUCGCUGGAAUGACAUGUCCCGGGAGGAGAAGGUUUGUCUGAAGGACAGUGUGAUGGAUCUCAUUUCUCAUGGUAUGCACCCCAUCCUGGAGGAGGAGAGCCACAUUAAGGACAUGAUGGCCCGCAUCGUUGUGGAGAUGGCCAAGAGAGAGUGGCCCCAGCAUUGGCCGGACCUGCUGAACGAGCUGGAUUCCCUCACCAGAGUUGGGGAGGCCCAGACGGAACUGGUGAUGUUCAUCCUUUUGCGAUUGGCUGAAGACGUGGUGACGUUCCAGAACCUUCCCACGCAGCGCCGCAGGGACAUCCAGACGACCAUGACGCAGAAAAUGGACGUACUGUUUGCGUUCAUGUUGAACAUCCUGCAGCAGAGUGUGCAGCAGUACCAGCACCUGAAAACUGACCCCGCAAACAGUGUGAAGGCCCAGGGUAUGUGCCGCGUUGCUGUGGCUUCUCUCAAGACACUGGCCGGAUACAUUGACUGGGUUGCUAUAACCCACAUAAUGGCAGACAACUGUAAGCUCCUGGGCAUGCUGUGUGUGCUGCUGAGUGAGCCCGAGCUACAGCUGGAGGCAGCCGAGUGUCUGCUCAUUGCAGUCAGCAGGAAGGGAAAGCUGGAGGAUCGGAUCCCACUUCUGAUCUUAUUUGGGGAUGAAGCCAUAGAAUAUAUUUUGAGUGUGGCACAAAUGGCCGACACUGAGACCCUGGAAGAGAAGCGCUACAUUUUAUUAAAAAGAAUUUGUCAGCUCAUUUGUACUCUGGGCACCCAGAUCUGUGCUCUAACUCAGAGCCCUGACCUCAAAGUAAAUGUCCCUGGGAACUUUAACAAAUACCUGGAGACCCUUCUCAGCUUUACCCGACACGCAAGCCAGUUUCUCACAUCUUCCACCAUCCUGACAUGGGGAACUAUUUUCAGACAUGAGGUGCUGUCUCGUCAUCCUCAGCUCCUAGCGGCCAUUCCUGAUUUUCUACGUUCUUCUAUGGUCAGCAUUGUGCGGGUGGGCUUCCCUUCCAAAGACAACAGUCCCAGCUGCAAAUACUCCAGAAUGGACUACGAAAGCGAUGAGGAUUUUAAUGGCUUCUUUAACUCAUUCCGAGCCCUCAUGGGGGGUGUGGUAAGAGCUGCCUGUUACCUGGAUCCUCACACAGGAUUCUGUAUAGCUAAGGAGUGGCUGCAAUUCCAGCUCUCUGCUCCAUUGGAUCCCGGACCCCACAAUGCUCAGCCUGGGGAUGCUCUGUGCAGCCCCACGUCUACUUCCUUCUUACAGUGGGAAGCAAUGACCUUUUUCUGCGAAUGCGUCACCAGCCAGCUCUUCCGGGUCGUGCCCAAAGAGGAGCUCCCAGUUGCAGAGGGUAUCGGCCUCCUCCAACAAGUCCUCAGCUAUGAGACCAUGGAUCCUCUCAUUCUGUCCUUUGUCCUCACCAAUCUCUCCUCCCUGAUGCCUUUCAUCACCUGCCUGAGCUCCUACGUGCCCCCCGUGCUGUCCAAGCUCUUGGAUGCAAUAUCAUUUCCACUUUCAGGAGACAUGAAGGUGUCUAAGUCCCGCGGAGAGAUGAAUGUCCGCCGCCAUGCCAACUCCUCCCUUAUCAAGGUGUGCCGGGAUUACCCUGAGCUGGUGCAGCCUCACUUUGAGCAACUGCACGCCCGUGUCACAGCCCUGCUGGGGGAGGAGCAACUUCUAACCCAGAUGGGCAAAUGUGCCCUGAUGGAGGCGCUGAUUCUGGCCAGUAACCAGUUCAAGAGCUACGACCGGCAGCAAGUCCUCCUGGAGGAACUGAUCGGCCCAUUGGUCUCCGGGUGCGUCUCAGAGAAAACCCAAAGAGCAUUUUCUGGUCCCGACGAGUUCAUUUACUUUGUGGGAGCGGAUAUACUGAUGCAUCAGCAGGAAGAGGAAGAUCGGGGUGCACCCAGUCGCUCCCAGCUCUCCCUGUGCACAUUCGCGCUGCUGGGAAUGGUCAAACGCUCGCAGUGGCCGACUGAUCCCGAGGAAGCCAAAGCCGGGGGGUUUGUGAUUGGCUACUCCGCCAGUGGGGCGCCUCUGUUGCGCAACCCGGGUGCCCGGCUGCUGCUGAAAGUCCUGGACAGUCUGUUGGCGCUGAUCAGGACAAUGAAUAACCUGUACCUCCCGGAAGUCAUGGGCAAAAUGGGCGACACUUUCUGCAAGUCGUUAAACAUGCUCGCCAUGGACAGGAAACUUCUCAUGGGCACCAGCCAAUCAGCCAUAGAAGACUGUGACUUGCCCGCUAAGACGAAUUUGAGCAGGAUACAGUUUUUCUUUGCUUCUCUCUUUGAUAACUGCUGCCAGAUACUGGGACACUGCGGCCCCUCCAUGCCCCACGAAUUCUACUCCGUUCCUGACUUGGCGUCUCGUCUGCUCAGCUCUGUCUUCACCAACGCGGACAAUGUACCUGAUUACAGGCUCCGAUUAAUUCUACGUGUCCUUGUGAAGCCGCUAAUCCUUUCCUGCCCCGCAGAGAAGUACGAGAGCCUGGUCUGCCCCAUCCUCGGACCCCUGAUUAUUUAUCUGUACCAGAGACUUUCCCAGAAAUGGCUGAGUAUCAACCAGAGAACUGUAGUGAGUGAGGAGGACUACACGGAGGAAGACAGUGAGUGCCAAGAGGUUCUGGAGGAGCAGCUAGUAAGGCAGCUGACCCGGGAAGUGGUGGAUUUGAUUGGUUCUUGCUGUAUCGCCAGGAAAAGCAAUGAUUUCUGUGCAUCUGGGGCAGAUGUUGGGCACAGUGCUGGGCAGGCCGAUGGCGAUGAGGAGGAAAUGAUGACAACGGAGGCCGUGGCACCUGGACCCAUUGAACUGACAGAGCUGGGGCAAUUCCUGCUUGCCAAUGAGGAGAUUUCCACCUCGCUGCUGGUCAUUUCCUUCAGCCCGUUGGUGUGGAAGGACACGAUGGCCUGUCAGAAGGCGGCCUCUCACCUCUGCUGGCCCCUGCUCAAACAGGUGAUGUCUGCGUCCCCCCUGCCUGCCGAUGCCGCUCUGUGUGUGUUUUCCAAUAUACUGUGUGGGCUGCAGACUCACGGGCAGCAUGAAAGCUGUAAGUUCCCUUUGGUGCAGCUCUCGUUCCAGACCUACGAGGCCCUGCGCCCCCAGUACCCAGAGCUGCGGGGGCUGAUGGAGCAAGUGCCGGACGUCCCGCGAGAUUCCCUGGAGCAGUUUGACGCCAAGCUCUUGGCCCCCCCGCAGAAAGUGGGCGAGAAGAAGCGGAGGGAACACUUCAAGAAGCUGAUCGCCGGGUGUAUCGGGAAGCCGCUGGGGGAGCAGUUCCGGAAGGAGGUCCAUAUACGCAACUUGCCCGCUUUGUUCAAGAAGAAGACCAAGUCGGCGCCGGACAGCGAUUCCGUACUGAGCAGUUGUGACAGCUCCCUGGUGGCUCUGUUCCAGCCCUGACCUGCACCCCCAAAUCUGCCUCUGACACAUUCCGCUGUGCCCAGUCGCUAUGGCAUCACUACAGAUGGGGCAGAAUUGGGACAUUUUCUGCUGCCUGACUCCCCCCACCCCUCCCCCCAUGGGGGUCACAUACCUUUAGGAACAAUCUCAUUAAGUAUUAUGCACUCGUGCUCCAUACACUGCCCCCUGCUGGAGGAAGCGCAUCGAUAUUCCUGCUCGCUAGUGACUGGUCCCUGGCUAGAAGAGUGGGGUCGCCCUGCCCCUGGCUAGGAGAGUGGGGUCGCCCUGCCCCUGGCUAGGAGAGUGGGGUCGCCCUGCCCCUGGCUAGGAGAGUGGGGUCGCCCUGCCCCUGGCUAGGAGAGUGGGGUGGCCCUGCCCCUGGCUAGGAGAGUGGGGUGGCCCUGCCCCUGGCUAGGAGAGUGGGGUGGCCCUGCCCUCUGCCCCGGGCUGGGAGAGUGGGGUGGCCCUGCCCUCUGCCCCGGGCUGGGAGAGUGGGGUGGCCCUGCCCUCUGCCCCGGGCUGGGAGAGUGGGGUGGCCCUGCCCUCUGCCCCGGGCUGGGAGAGUGGGGUGGCCCUGCCCUCUGCCCCGGGCUGGGAGAGUGGGGUGGCCCUGCCCUCUGCCCCGGGCUGGGAGAGUGGGGUGGCCCUGCCCUCUGCCCCGGGCUAGGGGGUCGCCCUGCCCUGAACAUACAAGGAACUUUCUGUGGGUAUGUGGGGGGGCACUGGUUGCUGGGAAUGAGGCAGUUGGCUCCUCCAAUGACAAACGGACGCCUACGGAAGGGGGCCAUUCCGGGGGCCUCACAGUGCAAAGGAAAAGCUAAACCCUCCCUUUGGUUCCAGAGCCAAUGAAUUUGGGGGCACUAAUGGCACGGCUGCUUUACCCCCAUACGGAAUUGGCCCCGACACCUUUCCCUUUAUGGCGGAUGUUGGAAAGGUCCCUGCGUUCCGGUAGGUGAGUGCCGCGCUCUCGCACAGGGCGCCCUACGUUUACCGUUCCUUUACGUUAAAGGUAAAUUAAAGUCGGAACAACUUGCGUUAAUUUAUUAUGUUUUGUACUGGGGCGGUGCCGGCUGUGGUUCCGGACUGGACAAUAUUUUAUCACUUUCUGGUUUGCGCCACUGCUGCAAAGAGCUGUUGUUGGAAAGGCAGCCUUACUUGUUGGCCGUAGCUGGGCCGUGUGGUUCCAGCCGGAGGCGCAGGUAAUGGGCCGGGAGGGGUCUACUGUUGCCCAGCAGUGACCCGAAUAAAGGUAUUGGCCCUUUAA
Messenger RNA from Xenopus tropicalis (tropical clawed frog), 5046 nucleotides. NCBI's taxonomy places the organism in Eukaryota, Metazoa, Chordata, Amphibia, Anura, Pipidae. The record is from RefSeq and is a predicted model, not a curated record.